AUGGAGAGAAUAAAAAAAAAGUAGGAAAAUGUAGUAUCAUUUGAGAUGGAGAAAUACUUAAAGAUGUUGGAGGAUCAUAUUAAAAUGAUGGAUUAAAGUAAGGCCUAUGCAAACAAAUAAGCAACAAUUAUUGGAAGUAACUUUAAAUAAUUAUGCAAAGGAGAUAAAAGUUAUUUGAAAUUGGAUUAAUUAUUAAAAAAUGGAAAAUGGAAGUAUAUUUAUAAAGAGAAAGAGAUGUAUUUAAAUUAUAUAAGUGGUGAAUCAUACAACGAAUUUGGUGAGAAAACUGGCAAAUAAAUUGAAAUGAAACUUUUUGGAGUUUUAAAAAUUGAUAAUUAUGAUUAUCAAGUUAGAGUCAAAUCAUCUAUAUGGGAAAUUAUAUAGAUGUAAAAAGGUUGGCAGAUGGGACAUUAAUUGGAGAGAGGAUAUAUAUUCACAAUUUAAUAUACUGUAAAUUGAUUGUUACACUCUUUAGAGGAGAUGGAUUAUAUGA
Messenger RNA from Paramecium octaurelia, 493 nucleotides. Lineage: Eukaryota; Ciliophora; Oligohymenophorea; Peniculida; Parameciidae. The record is from the annotation of a GenBank genome assembly.